Molecule: messenger RNA, 1481 nt
Organism: Gossypium raimondii (Peruvian cotton)
Lineage: Eukaryota; Viridiplantae; Streptophyta; Magnoliopsida; Malvales; Malvaceae
Product: 3-oxoacyl-[acyl-carrier-protein] reductase 4
Exons: 11
Coding region: 219-1181 (320 amino acids)
Biological process (GO): fatty acid biosynthetic process
Molecular function (GO): NAD binding; 3-oxoacyl-[acyl-carrier-protein] reductase (NADPH) activity
Source: RefSeq, a predicted model, not a curated record
CAUUACUUAACAAAUCAUGAAAGCUAAUCCUCAACUGUUCAAACUCACUUGGUAGGAAUCGCCAAGUUCCCAAACUAAGGCCGCACGCCCAUCAGCAAUCUCCGUUCGUCAUUUGGCUUAAUAUAAAAGUGUCAUAGUCUUCAUUUCUGGCUACUCUUUUUGCUUCUCGUUCUUAUUCUCUUCUCGCUCUUCGCGGAUUCCACCGACCUUCGAUUCCAAUGGUUGCUGUUGCCGGAUCCAAUGUCGUUGCCCUGAACUCCGCCGUGAAGUUUGGAGAUUGCAGCAACUGCAGAUUUGUUCAGAUUCGGCAAUGCUCUCCGGUUUCUGGUGGAACUGGAUCGAUUCGGACUCGUCCGUGCAUUGGACUCCGUUGCAGGUCGAGGGGGGUAAGAGCGCAGGUCGCCACUGUUGAGCAAGCUAGCCCUGAAUCAGCUCAAAAAUUGGAAGCUCCUGUAGCCAUAAUUACUGGAGCUUCUAGAGGAAUUGGUAAAGCUGUUGCACUGGCCUUAGGAAAAGCAGGUUGCAAGGUCCUAGUAAAUUAUGCUAGGUCAUCAAAGGAGGCUGAGGAUGUUUCAAAAGAGAUUGAGUCAUAUGGUAGUCAGGCUCUUACUUUUGGUGGAGAUGUUUCAAAAGAAGCUGAUGUGGAUGCAAUGAUAAAAACUGCUGUUGAUACGUGGGGAACUGUUGAUAUAUUAAUAAACAAUGCAGGAAUUACGCGGGAUACUUUGUUGAUGAGGAUGAAGAAAGCACAGUGGCAGGAGGUUAUUGAUCUGAACCUUACAGGAGUGUUUCUUUGUACACAGGCAGCAGCAAAAAUCAUGAUUAAAAAGAAGAAGGGAAAAAUAAUUAAUAUUGCAUCAGUUGUUGGCUUGGUUGGCAACGUUGGGCAAGCCAACUACAGUGCUGCUAAAGCAGGCGUCAUUGGCUUUACAAAGACUGUUGCAAAGGAAUAUGCCAGCAGAAACAUUAAUGUCAAUGCUGUUGCCCCAGGAUUCAUUGCAUCUGAUAUGACUGCCAAGCUUGGGGAGGACAUUGAGAAGAAAAUCUUGGAAACAAUCCCCUUAGGAAGAUAUGGUCAACCAGAAGAAGUUGCGGGACUGGUGGAAUUUUUGGCCCUAAACCCUGCUUCCAGUUACAUAACAGGACAGGUGUUCACUAUUGAUGGGGGAAUGGUCAUGUAACGUUUCUUCCUUCCACUAAGCUCUUAGCUGGUAAUUCUGCGAUACUUCGAUUGUUUAGUGGAUGAUGUUGUUUGACAGUUAUAGCUUCUGUUUUAUAUAUAUAUAUAUAAACAAGAAUUCCCUAUUUUCGGGCAGCAUUAACUUUAAGCAUGUUGUAAAACCAAACAAAAAGGGCUUUUUAAGUAGUCUACAGUUUGUAGGGUAUCAUUUGGCUUUGCAAAAUCCUGGUUAAUGAGCACUUUGUUAGAACUUCAUCCAUGAAGUUAUAUAUAAUAUAUAAAGUUGGGAUGUUGACAAAUA